Molecule: messenger RNA, 2650 nt
Organism: Scatophagus argus
Lineage: Eukaryota; Metazoa; Chordata; Actinopteri; Scatophagidae
Gene: gramd2aa
Product: GRAM domain containing 2Aa
Exons: 12
Coding region: 516-1715 (399 amino acids)
Biological process (GO): regulation of store-operated calcium entry
Cellular component (GO): organelle membrane contact site; endoplasmic reticulum membrane; extrinsic component of cytoplasmic side of plasma membrane
Molecular function (GO): phosphatidylinositol-4,5-bisphosphate binding
Source: RefSeq, a predicted model, not a curated record
GCUUCCUGUCAAGAUUUCGAAAUAAAAGCACGUGCGAUGAUUUCUGGACAUUAAUGCUUAAAGUAUCACAAUAGGCCUCCAGUAUUGUUUCGUAUGGGCUUGUUUUGUUGUCUAGUAAUGGAUAAAACACACAAAUGUUAACAUGAUUUGACCCAAUGUGAGUUCAUAUUGAAGUCCAUAAACAUAGAGAGUAGUGUCGAAUAAGUGCUGAUAAUGAAUUUUAUUUGAAUGGAAUGGUGUGAGUUCUCCUAUUGGUCAAUUUUAUAUGAUCAGAAUUAUGAAUUAACAUAAAUAGCUUUUAUUUUGCCUCUCAUACUCUGCUGCUUUGUAGUGGAUCAUUUGCCGCUUUUAUUUUGAAGAAGUGUUUCUUUUCCGCAUCUCAACCUGCCUCCUUUUGUCAAACUUGUCGCUUGUUUCUGCUUUUGACAGUGAAAGGCUGUAUUUAUAGAUGCUCAUAACUUUCAGGGGGAAAAUUUAUAGAUAGGCAUGUUUAAAGUAGGAACACAACGUCGUAAAUGGCCAGGAGCAUGACCGAGCAGCAGGAGCAGAGCGAAGAAACAGGCCUGCUCUCUACACAGGACCUGGACCCCUCCAAGGACGACGACACACACGGCCACUUCAGGUUCCCGCUGAUUGAAGACCUGUCAUAUGAAGACGUGAAGAAAUGUUACCGAGGCUCGUGUGUGUCUUGCAGCAGCUUGCUCCAGGCCUUGGAUGUGCGCGAGUGUGUGUGUGUGUAUGGUGCCAACGUGCUGAGCCUGGUGCAGAGCUCGCGUCCGUUGAGGGAGAGGGUGGUGUCUGCGGCGAGCGGAGGCGAAGUGGCCGGUGGUGGCGGUGCUGGUGCCGGUCCUGGUGCUGGUCCUGGUGCUGUGCGGGCAGGCCGGUCCACCAAGGAGCUGCUCAUGACUCUGCCCUGUCCCUCUGCACAGACUGUCAGCAAGUACAACUCGCAGUACCACAAACUGUUCCAGUGCGUACCCAAGGACGAGAUCCUCAUGAAAGUGUACUCCUGCGCUCUUCUCAGAGAUAUCCUUCUGCAAGGCCGGCUUUACAUUUCCAGAAACUGGCUGUGUUUCUAUGCCAACCUCUUCGGCAAGGACAUUAAGGUGGCUAUCCCUGUUGUUUCCGUGAGGCUGGUGAAGAAGCACAAAACGGCGGGACUUGUGCCCAACGGCUUGGCUAUCACCACGGACACCGGCCAGAAGUAUGUGUUUGUGUCGCUGCUAUCGAGGGACAGCGUGUACGACGUCCUGCGCAGGAUCUGCACACACCUUCAGGUCAAUGGGAAGAGUCUGAGCUUGAAGCAGUUCAUGGAGGAGCCGACCUUAUCGCUGGACGAGUUCCCGGCUCCAGACGAGUUCCCAGUUGUUGACGAAUUCCCAUCAGUGUUAAAGUGGAGAAGGAAACCCUCGGUGGUGUCUGUGUCCUCCUCCCUUCCUGACCUCCUGGGGAACUCCACCAGCAGUCUGAGCCCCGCAGACAUGCCCUCGAAAUCCGAGCAGCUGCUGGAAGAGCGAGCUCUGCAAACAGACAGAGGUCUUUUAUCAGAGCCAGUGGCGGAGCUGGGCCAGAUGGAGUACCAGCUGCUCAAGUUCUUCACCCUGCUCAUUAUCCUCCUCAUCCUGUCGUCGUGCUACUUGGCCUUUCGUGUGUGCAGCCUGGAGCAGCAGCUGUCCUUCCUCAGCAACCCAAAUCUGCCGCUGAGAGAGAGGUAACCACUGCUCCCCGCAGUGACCCGCUGGAUCGGCUGCUGUUUACUUUCCUCGUGCUUUGAGUUGACGGUGCCCUCCUGCACAGAUCCAGGAUCAGCUUUAGAGCCCAGCGGAGAUCAACCCUCGUCGCAACAGCAGCAGCAGCAAAUCACGAAGGAGCAACACACGAACCCGAGUCCAGGCAACUUGGGGACGCCCCCCCUCCCCUUUGGAAAGAGUUCCUGUCUCGUGAUCACUUCCAGGCUAUGCAAACAGACUGUCUAUUUAUUUCUGAAUUUUAAGUGGGUUUUACUGUAGAAUACGUUUGUCUACUGUGGCCUGUCCUUCUCACAGACGUUUCACCUUUAACCACAUGACUGUGCAGCGUAAAGCUCUUUACCCUAAAAUGUUUGUGAGCGCUAAUGGAGUUUGGAAGUGGAGAUGGAGACUGGAGGUGAGGUUGGCGUUGGAAAGGUAAGAGGUGAUUCAAUACAUUGAGUACUUGAAAAGACUGAUGGUAAAACUAUACUUCAGGUGAGUCGUCGUGACUCAUUUAUUAAUAUCUGACAUAUGCUGACGGAUCUUGCAUGGCUUUCAGUAGGAAGGCUAAAAGUAGCGGAGACAAUGCACUUUUUAAAACUUGUCCACGUUAUUUCAAAUGUGUGUAAACUGUUUUAAGUGUUUAGAUCUUUGUUCCUUGCUUGAUGACAGGUACUCAGUUGUCAUUUUUGAAGGUAUUUGUGGAAGGAGGUAACGUUGCGACUGCAGACACUUGACUGAAUGAAAUUACCUGUCGUUUCACUGUAAUGUACUGGAGAGAUAAACACCUGUGUGUGUUGGCUACAAUGUGAAGGAGAUGGUUUGACGACAUGCGUAACUUUUUGUUUUUAGUUGUACUAAUCUGCUGUGUGAAAGGAAUAACCGGCAUGUUUUCCUUUCUACAUUUCAAAUGAAGUCAC